This is a messenger RNA of Misgurnus anguillicaudatus (oriental weatherfish), 3853 nucleotides long. The record is from RefSeq and is a predicted model, not a curated record. Lineage: Eukaryota; Metazoa; Chordata; Actinopteri; Cypriniformes; Cobitidae.
AUGGCGCAAAACGGCAUUUGGAAUUCACCCAAAAUAUUUUCUUAUCGGCUUGUAAAACCAUUCACGUUUGGACGCUUUCUGCUUGUCUCCGAUGAACUUGACACUUGUGACUGCCGCGGCCCAUCUCAGGCCAAUAUCAGCCGAGAACCCACACCAGAACAGAUCAUUGAACUGCAGAAGCUUCAAAUACUCAAUAAUCAAGACUACGAUGAGUAUCUGGGAAUGAAGGGUGAAUGGGUUUGGCCUGAAGAGGGGGAAAGUCAAGCCCCUCCUCUGAAUAAUGAUAUUCUGGAUCAUGUGUUGAAGCGUAUGCAGAGCAUGAUAAAGCCACCCAUUACCAACACUCCUCCUCCUCUGUUCCCUCGAUUCACAAUCAGAGCGUGUGUAUUAGGAAAAACCUGCACGGGAAAAACCGCCUGCCUUACCAGGAUCAGCAGCGUUCUUGGCGUUCGUGUGCUGUCGGCCAACACUUUAAUCCAGGACGUCCUCACAGCCUAUCAACAGGAAAAACAGACCACGGGUGAAGACCAGAUGGAGUCAGAGUGGUCUUUGAAAGCACAGCGUGGAGCUGCAAUAGAGAAAGUGACUAGGACAGGUAAAGCGGUUCCUGAUCAGAUACUCGUGGACAUCAUGGUAGAUGCUAUCAGGGACGUCCCUGCUGACAGUGGUUGGGUUCUUGAUGGGUUCCCCGUGAACAUCACUCAGGCUGUGAUGUUGGAGAAAGCUCUAACCGGAGCAGAACCGGAUGAGACUCAACAAAAUACACAUGUAGAUAAGAAGACUCCUGAAGAUUUGCCACAACCAUCUCCAGCUCUUGAUCUAGUUGUACUGUUAGAUGUUUCAGAUGAACAGGUUAUAGAGCGAGCAUUCUCACAAGCUGUGAAGGAAGAAAGCAGAGACCAGGAACACAAUGUUCUGGAGGAACAAAAGAGUCUGACAGCUCUCGACACAUGUGAUCCAGCAUCCAUCUCCACUUAUAAAAGUCUAGAAAGAGAUCAGAUACAGCACAGAAUUAGUGGUUUUCACGACACUUGGUCAAAACUUGAGAAAUGGUUUGGUGCAAAGCAGAAUAUUCUAGUGAAGGUCCCUGCAGAAACAGAUGAGGAUCUUCUUUUCACGAACGUGGAGACGAUUUUGAAAGACACCAUGGACUCGAUUAAACAAGUAUCGGCUACAAGUCGUUCCAGAAAUAGGUCCACUUCAUCUAAACACAACCGUGACGAAAGUCCCAGAUCUUCUGGGCCUUCACCAGUGACCCCAAGAUCUGCCGAACGGGUCUAUGUGGAUGAAUCAUUACCUCAGGAGAUCCCAGAGUAUCUUGUGCCGUACUGGGAGAAUGUGUGCGCUUCAUAUGUGACUAAUGUCAAAAUGGUGAUGCAGAACCUUCGUGGUGAACGCAAGCUCAUCAUUCACUAUCUUUACGACAUCCGAGAGAACUUCAGACAGCAUCUACUCAAGCCUGAUCUAAAGCAGGAGUUUGUAAGCGCUUGGCAGCGUGAUUAUAACAGCGUUCCCGAAAACAUGCGAGAGGACGAGGAGACCAAAGGAGAGCUCCAUCAAAGACUCGAUGACUUGCGAGAGCGUCUAUGGGAUAUCUGUGAUAAACGCAGGGAUGAGGCGGUGCAGGAGAGAGCAGGUGUUAUUGAUGAUGGCUGGUUAGAUGAUCAUACUGCUCUCCUGAUCAAUCAUUAUUCUGCAUUGAUGCAGACAGAAGUGGGCAGGUUUCAAGACUGCAUGUAUCUGCUGAGAGAUUAUUACUCAGGGAUGAAUAAAGCUCUGUUAUCUCAGUCUACAUGUGACUUCAUUCAUGUCCCAUUGCUUGAUAUCACCUGGAACGACCACAUGGAACAAGAGACAUCCAACAUCUCCUCUGUUUCUGGUCCCUCAGAGAAACAUGCAAAGAAUGCUGGGAAAAAAGACACAGAGGUGGAGGACAAAAAGAAAAUGUUUCCACUGGUUGCUGACAGAUCUUCUACCAAUGAGCUCUCUAAACAAGAUCUGCUCCACCCGGAUGAGAAACUACUGCAGGAGUUUUAUCAGACGACGGUCACUGCUGUCACGAGCAUUGUGUCUGCAGUGAUCCAUCAGCGAGAUGAAGGGGAAGGUGAUGAAGAACAGCAGCAGCAGCAGAUGGAGACACAGAAAGCACACAGACAGUCUCACACUCCUAACGUUGCAAAAGACAAAAGAAAAGCUGGUAAACAGAAAGGUGUUCCUCCUCCAUCCCAGGAGCCCAGUCCUCAACCUGUUAUGGAGAACCCUGAGGAGGUGAAGAGGAAGGCAUUGAGGAGAAGAAUCCAACAGGAGUACACAGAUGCACUGAAACAUGAAGAACUUGCAGUAAAGAUGCGUUUGGAGCUGGUGAAGUCACAUGCCUUGAAAACAUUAUGCAGUCUGCAGCAGAAGACUAAACAGAUGUACAAGAACAUGCAGGACUGGCUGGAAGCUCGGUUCCUUUCUGAGAUGAAGAGUAUCGACCAAAUGACAGAAAUAGUACGGCAGCACAUUGAGAACGGCCUUCAGAUCCGUCAUGAGCUUGUGUUGCAUUGCACUGAUUUCUGUGUGGAUGGAGACAUGCGUGUUGUGCCGAGUGCCCCGCCCACUCCUACCCCGCCCCUUUUGGAGCAUCACAGUGACGGCACACUGACAGUUCAACAGCUGAACUUCUUCUGCGCUCAUCUACACAAGACUGCACCUUCUGGUCUGUUGUCUGGUAAUGAGUUGACCGAGGUUCUGCAAGAGUUAAGAUCUCCUCACAUGGGUAGUGAUGUGCUACCUGAACCCUGGAUGCAUAUGACUUCCUCACAGGUGGUUGAGCUGGUUUGUGUAUUCACUCGUGACUCCGAGAUGUUGGACUGGCGUCAGUUUCUGCUCAGUUCUGCUCUCCCGUGGCCGUUUCCAUCCCGAACUCAGCUGAUCAAAACCCUCCAGAGUUACAGAGCCAUCGACACUGCAGGAACCGGACUCAUAACACAAGAACAAUACACACAGGUUGAAUUGUGGUUUCCUAGUGAUAGAGAUCAUCUUGUCCCAGAUGACCCAUCAGCACCUUUACCCUUUGACAGAUUAAACAAUUUUAAGAAGUUUUUCUUCACUUUGUUUGCGAGCACCGACUCAUCUUCAGUGAUGUUGGAUUACAUGAACAUGCUGCUGUAUUUCUGCUGUCAUCCUGAACCGACUCAGGGUUUCAUAAGAGCUUUGAGUCUUGUGACCGAACAUCCACUACAUUAUAAACACACAAGCCCACUGGUACAGUCUGUGUCACAUAUAGUGGAUGCUGAGUUUGAUGAUGAUGAGGAGGAAGGGAGAGGGGCGGGGUCUGAUGAAGUGGGCGUGUCUGUUGAUGAUGUGCUCAGAGUUUUGAGUCAUGGAGAGAAUCGCAUCUCCUCACAUCCAAAUCGAUUUCAUAUGAACUGCAGGAGCAGGGAUGAGUACAGAGAGGAGCUGCUAAAGGUGUGGAAAGAGUUGGACUUUAAAUCAGAGGAGAAGAUACCGUUCUCCACGCUAUCCCAGCAUCCUUUUCUACAGGACCUCAUGGAAACCUCAUCACAGUACCUGCUUGUUGAUAUUCACAAAAUUCUGCAGACCCAGAAAACUGAAGGAGAUUUUAAAAGCUAAAACAUCAUUAAAAUGACUCAUAAUUUAUUGUACACCAACACCAAAAUAUACUUCCUGCAAAAGACACACAAUGUAAUUUGUAAUAAAAAUUGCAUAUGAUUUAUGUAUUCUGGAAUGGUGUGUAUGGUCCAUCAAGCACAAACAAAAUAAUCACUUUACUUUAAUAUGUAAUCCAGGAGCUUGUGAGAUAAAAACAGUAAACUAAAACAAGGACUGAACUACAAGAAAGAAACUA